This is a messenger RNA of Seminavis robusta, 1564 nucleotides long. The record is from the annotation of a GenBank genome assembly. Lineage: Eukaryota; Bacillariophyta; Bacillariophyceae; Naviculales; Naviculaceae.
AUGGACGCUUCAGAUUGGAUAAAGGGAAUCUUCUUCUCGGUGAUGGCAUCCUUUAUUGGGGCAGCGUCGAAAUUGGCCAUUCGCAAGUCUUGGCUGAUAGAAGAAGAUGCUCAACAAGCAAGUAGUUAUCAAGGGCCAAUUUUGGAAUACAUCAAUCCCAGUAAUGACCAAACAGGCAGCAGUGUUGAUGAUGGAUUGAUCAUUGGGAAUAAUCCCAAUGAAGCACUUCUGCGGGGCUCAGAAGAUGAGGAUAUUGGGCCAUGUCUGGAGUGUCCUGAGAGGCACACUCGUGUUUCUACUAGGGAAGGUGACGACACAAUCCCUUUGUUGGGUGAAUCCACGCCUCUCUUGUCUCGCACUAACUGCAGGAAAUGCUGCUGUUGCACCCGCUCGAUGUUUGGAUGCUGUUAUUGCUGUUCAUUGGCCAGGUUCCUUCGCUUUUGUGGAAUGAUGGGCAUGACAUUUGUGAAUCCUGCCUUUUCUUUGCUGGCCAUGAAGUAUGCCACUCCCAGCAUCCUAGCACCCUUCUCUGGCCUUACUUUGGUUUGGGUAAUUGUCUUUAGCCAACCACUUGUGGGAGAGGUGCCAAGCCUGGAACAAAAGAUAGCUUCAGCGCUAAUUGUGAUGGGAGAAGUUACAGUGGCAGUCUUUGGGGAUCACACCAACGAGGAUGAUGCCACAUGUGCCUCGGUCAAGGCAUCGUAUGGAGAAGGGCCGUUUGUGGCCUACUUUUUGGGUUUGGCAGUGUAUAUGGCUCUCAUCACAAUUUGGAUUAGGAACUGUCCUGCCAUGCCUACCCUCCGCCAGUUUGCCUGGGGGACAAGUGGCGGUGCCCUUACUGGACUAGCACAGUGCUUCAUCAAAGAUAGUUUGGUCAUUGUUUCAGCCUGCAAGGGAUCCUCCUCUUCAACUCUUUGGAUCUUGCCCUUUUUCAUUUUCCUUGCCAUUGCUUCGAGCUUUGGGGGCCUGCUAUUUCUUACUGCCACUAUGAAGCGUUAUGACGCAACGUACUCUGCCGCUAUGUUUGUUGGCAGCUUUGUGGUCAGCACCAGCCUGAUGAGUUUGGCUCACUAUCAUACUUUUGACCACCUUGGUGGCAUUGUCGAUCUGGUGAUGUAUCCCAUGGGAUUGUUCAUUCUCAUGUUGGGAGUUUCCAUUCUGAUUCAUUGCAGCGGUAGCAGCGUUCCAAACAGGGAUUAUCCGGGAGAUAUCAAUGACCCCAGCCGUGAACCGUUGACGCAAAGAGAUCACUUGGCGGCGGGAGAUGUCGACCAACCGUUUUUCUACGAAGAGCCGGAAACUGAUGAUGAGCCAUCAACUGAAGCUGCGGACAAUCAAGUGGGCACGGAGGACCUUGAAUUGGUGAGUCGAGUCGAUGAGUGGCCAGGGCUUGAUCUCACUAGGCAGCGCUUUACUUCUUCUACGACUUCACAAUCAUCACAACUCACAAACACUCCUUCUGGUUCUCAAUUUCCUCUCAGACAAAAUCGGAAUCUGGGGUUCUAGACAGAACACUUGUGUGAACGAAUGGGUGCUGUGGUUGCUUUUAGGGAUGCCUCUUUUU